Pestalotiopsis fici W106-1 is the source of this 1695-nucleotide messenger RNA. RefSeq lists its product as uncharacterized. The record is from RefSeq and is a predicted model, not a curated record. The coding region runs from base 1 to 1695 and encodes 564 amino acids. The transcript is spliced from 3 exons. Gene Ontology annotation, molecular function: oxidoreductase activity, acting on CH-OH group of donors; flavin adenine dinucleotide binding. NCBI's taxonomy places the organism in Eukaryota, Fungi, Ascomycota, Sordariomycetes, Amphisphaeriales, Sporocadaceae.
AUGGCCAACACUUAUGAUUUCGUUAUAGUAGGAAGCGGGCCAGCUGGGAGCGCUCUGGCGGCCGGUCUAGCAAACUCAAAAGCGAAACCAUCCGUACUGCUGCUCGAGGCAGGCGGAGAUGAUAACGACCGCAACCUACGCGUCGAUGGCCAGCGAUGGCAGACCUUUAUGCGGGAGAAUAUGAACUGGGGGUUCAAGACGGUACCGCAAAAGGAGUGCGCUGACCGAGAGAUCGACUACUCCCGCGGCAGGGUGCUCGGCGGCUCGAGCGCCAUCAACUUUGGCGUCUACACCGUGGGCGCCCGCGACGACUAUGAAGAGUGGGCGCGCCUCACGGGCGACGACGCCUUUGGAUGGGACCGGAUACAGGGCCGUUACAAGGCCCUCGAGACCUUUAACGGCAAGCUGCCGCCCGGAGUCGAUGCCAAGUACGCGGCCCCAAAGGACUCGAACCACGGCUUCUCGGGUCCCUUGAAGACGGGAUACGCGGCCGAGUGGGAGGAUGACCUCCCACCCAUGCUCGACAUCUUUCAACAAAAUGGCUUCCAGCUGAACCCCGAUCACAACUCGGGAGAUCCGCUUGGAAUGUCGGUGCUCAUCAACACGGCUGCAGGCGGUCUCCGGUCAACAUCAAGAGACCUCUUCACGCCGCAGCCAGAGAACCUGACCAUUCUCAGCAACUCGCCGGUCCAGCGCAUUGUUCUCAACGGGAAGAAGGCAGUUGGCGCCGAGAGCAAUGGAACCAAAUAUUAUGCAAACAAAGAGGUUGUACUAUCUGCAGGUGCCCUAAACAGCCCCAGGAUACUCAUGCACUCGGGAGUUGGACCUGCAGACCAGCUGAAAAAGUUCAACAUCCCAGUAGUACAGGGUAUUCCCAAAGUGGGACAGGGGCUCCGCGACCACGAAUUCUCCCCCGUCGUCUUCAAACGCAAGGAGGGCAGCACGGGGCGCUCAGCCUUUUACGGCGACGACAAGGUGAUGCAAGAGGCCCUGAAGCAAUGGGAGGCGGACGGCACCGGUCCCUGGGCCAAGUUUGCGUGCGAGACGGGCAUUGGCUUCUUCAAGCUCGACGCCCUGACGUCGUCGGACGAGUUCCGGGCCCUGCCGCCGCAGGAGCAGGCCUACCUCCAGUCGCCGACGGUGCCGCACAUGGAGGUGAUUACGCACUUCCCCAUGCACUGGUUCCUGCCCAACUUCCCGGCCGAGAACCUCGACUACAGCUGCCUGCUGGCCUUUCUGCUCAACUCGCAGGCCCGCGGCGAGGUCAGGCUGCAGUCGGCCGACCCGGACGCGCCCUUGCUCUUUGACCCAAAGUUCCUCGAGCACCCCUUUGACCAGCGCGCCGCCAUCGAGUCGCUGCGCGCCGUACUGCGCGUCGCAAAGUCCGAGGCCUUUAGCCAGGACACGGUGGCGCAGCUCGUCGGCCCCGUCUCGGACUCGGACGAGGACCUGCUAGCCUACUGGCGGCAGACGCUGUCGUCGUCGUGGCACAUGACGGGCACGCUCAAGAUGGGCCGGAUCGGCGAUGCCGACGCCGUCGUGGACCCCGAGUUUCGCCUGAUCGGCUUUGAGAAGCUCCGCGUCGCUGAUAUGAGUGCCGUGCCCAUCCUGGCCAGCGGCCACACUCAGGCGAUUGCCUACGUGACGGGCUUGACGGCUGCUGAGAAGCUGAGGGCCGAGUAUAAUCUAGACUAA